This is a messenger RNA of Sclerotinia trifoliorum, 2693 nucleotides long. Lineage: Eukaryota; Fungi; Ascomycota; Leotiomycetes; Helotiales; Sclerotiniaceae. The record is from the annotation of a GenBank genome assembly.
AGAAUUUCCCCUCGCCCCACAAACGGGUUAAUGGAAUAGAGUCAUUCAUUCCCUGCUAAACCGGUGCUGGUCGUGAUAAUUCUCUGAUUGUGACUCAAUAUCUUCUGAUCUACAAAUACUAUAAAAUCCCAUUUAUUUUGUUUGAAUUAUUCUUUACACAGAAUUACUUCAAUUGUUUCUCUAAUUGCUCUUCUUAAACAGUAAAAGAACAAACAACUAUCAAUUGCAAAGCGGAGAGUUUUAAAAGCAAAAUCAUAAAAUUAUCCCAUCAACCCCGCGAUUUCGUCAAAAUGCCCAUGUAAGUUAUCGAUACGGAUGAGUCAAAGUAAACUUCUUAAAUUCUCAAAUGCAAAUGCUGACUUUGAAUUGAUCACAGGCUUCAAGAUCCCUCGACGAAAUACAAGCGAUUUCCUCCCAUUGAAUUGCCUGAUAGACAAUGGCCAUCGAAAACUCUCGACAAACCUCCAAGAUGGCUUAGCACAGAUUUACGAGAUGGCAAUCAAAGCUUAGUCGACCCUAUGGAUGGUGAACAAAAGUGGAAGUACUUUAAGAUGUUGGUGGAGCUUGGUUACAAGGAGAUUGAAGUCUCAUUCCCUUCUGCUUCGCAGACAGAUUUCGAUUUCACCAGGCGCCUUGUGGAAACUCCUGGUGCCGUACCGGAUGAUGUCUGGCUCCAAGUUCUCUCACCGUGUCGUGAAGAAUUCAUGAAGCGAACUGUUGAUUCCCUUAAGGGCGCCAAGAAGGCCAUUUUACAUAUCUACCUUGCUACUAGCGAGUGCUUCCAGAGAAUUGUGUUCGGUUUGAAUGAGGAAGAGGGUUUGGCAUUGGCAGUUAGGUGUGCUAAGUAUGCUCGAUCUAUUACAAAAGAUGAUCCCGAACACGCCGGUACAGAGUGGGCUUUCGAGUUCAGUCCUGAAACCUUCUCGGACAGCAGACCGGAAUACGUGAUUAAGGUGUGCGAAGCAGUCAAGGAGGCGUGGAGUCCUACCGAAGAGAAUCCAAUCAUCUUCAACCUCCCUGCUACAGUCGAAAUGUCGACCCCCAAUGUUUAUGCCGACCAGAUCGAAUACUUCUGCAGGAAUAUCACAGAGAGAGAAAAGAUUUGCGUCAGCUUACAUCCACAUAAUGAUCGAGGAUGUGCCGUUGCAGCUGCGGAGUUGGCACAGAUGGCUGGUGCGGACAGAGUCGAGGGAUGUUUAUUCGGGAACGGGGAGAGAACAGGAAAUGUGGAUUUGGUUACUUUAGCCUUGAAUCUUUACACCCAAGGAAUUCAUCCUAAGAUUGAUUUCUCGGAUCUCGAACGAGUGAUAGAUGUUGUUGAAAUCAGCAACAAGAUCCCAGUUCACCCAAGAGCACCUUAUGGGGGCUCGUUGGUCGUAUGUGCAUUCAGCGGUUCUCACCAGGAUGCAAUUAAAAAGGGUUUCCAACUUCGAAAGAAGGGGGGGCACGGAGAUGAGAAUCGCUGGGAAGUGCCAUAUCUUCCUCUCGAUCCUCAGGAUAUUGGUCGUACUUACGAAGCUGUCAUUCGUGUCAACUCACAAAGUGGCAAGGGUGGAGCCGCAUGGAUUAUCUUAAGAAACCUUGAGCUUGAUCUUCCGAGGGGAUUACAAGUUGCUUUUAGCAAAGUGGUUCAGAAACGUGCUGAUGAACUCAGUCGCGAACUUCUUUCGCGCGAAAUCCAAGAUUUAUUCGAGCAGACCUACUACCUCAAGCACAAUCCAAGAUUCAGUCUUGUUGAUUACUCUAUCAGUACCCAUAGAAGUGCCUCGCCUGUGCCUCCCGCUCCAGGUAAGACGCAAGAUACGACGAACUUAAAGCGUCGAUUUGAAGGUGUCAUUUCUAUCGAUGGAAAAGAACAUGAAUUGAAGGGAUUAGGAAAUGGACCGAUUUCUAGUUUGGCAAAUGCGUUGAAGAGCUUAGGUAUUGAUCUUGAGGUGGCAGAUUAUAAGGAGCAUGCAGUUGGUGCUGGAACAAAUGUUAAAGCUGCGUCUUACAUUGAAUGUACAGCUUCAGGCUCUAAGGAGAAGGUAUGGGGUGUCGGAAUUCAUGAGGAUGUGGUCCAAUCUUCUUUGAUUGCUCUUUUGAGUGCAGCUUCAAACGUAAGUCGCCUAUUAAUACCAACCCUUCAUUUGAAAAUAUCUAACGACACUACAGUUCAUGGCAAGCAGACCCUCAACACCGCUACUCUUCAAGGGUAGGCAUGGUACCAGCACCAGCCGUGACCUCGAGCUUGAUAGCUCGGCAAAAGAAAACGCCAGUCUUGUAAUUCCCAAACCUACUGCAGCACCAAAGAGUGGACCGGAUGCGGUGAGUGUUUUGGAGGCAAAAGUUAAUGAUGCAUAAAUCGGGCUUCUCUUUUCGUUGUUCUACUUAUCACAAGGCUGCUUUCGUAGCCAAAAAUGAGGGGUAGCUUUUUAGCGCAUCUUUUCAGGGAUGGGGUUUGAUUGGCAUUCAUGGAAAGGAUAUAUGAAAAAGCGAUCAAAAAGUACAUUUGAAAUUGUAAAAGAAAUUGUAAAAACCAUGAUCAUCAAGAGAUACCUAGUUAAAGAAAAGUGUUUUCUUUUUAUUCAAAAUAAUAUAUUAUAUCAAUAGCUGUACCUAGUUAUAUCAAAGAAUAUAUCUAGGUAUUUCUCAAAUAGUAUUGUAUGCAAAUGAAGAAAAAAAUAUGAUCUAGUGCAUGUAUUGAUUAAUUG